This is a messenger RNA of Cynara cardunculus var. scolymus (artichoke), 960 nucleotides long. Its product is annotated as Usher syndrome type-1G protein. NCBI's taxonomy places the organism in Eukaryota, Viridiplantae, Streptophyta, Magnoliopsida, Asterales, Asteraceae. Gene Ontology annotation, molecular function: protein binding. The transcript is spliced from 6 exons. The record is from RefSeq and is a predicted model, not a curated record. The coding region runs from base 158 to 781 and encodes 207 amino acids.
CUUUUCGAUUGUUUUCCCGAUCCCCUCUCGCCUCUUCCCCCAAAUUUUGACAUCUAAACGGGUUUCUUUCCAAUUUACUGUCAUCAAGGGGGCUUUAGGGUUAGGGUUUUAUCACAAAUUGUUCUUCUAGAUACGAUUUCCUUGAAUUGUAUCGAGAAUGUAUGCUGAUCGGGUGGAGACUGCGCCAAAGAGUUCGAUUAAAGACCGUCUUAAUGGCGGAGCCCUAGAUAAUUCCCGCAGCCGUAGACAAAUUACUGGCAAGAGGCAGAGGCAAAAUGAUGACAAGUGGGAGCAUGAUCUUUACGAACAGGCAGAUCCGCAAAUAUCAAAUCGCAGAGUUGGUGUCCUUGACCUCCGCUUGAAGCUCCAGAAGAAGAGUAAUCAGCAGGCAACUCAAGGUGCUAGGGGACCAUUAUCAGGAGGUGUAAGAGAUCUGCGUGAAAAGCUGUCAGGUAUAACCUAUUCACUGCCAGCAGUAACUGUUCAGGCAAAGCCAAAAUCGGUACCAGAGAGCAGUAAAUCUACUAGGAGAAGUGUUGUUGCAGAAGCCCCUGUAGCAGAGACUAAAAAAGUUGCUAACAUUGCUUCUAAGAAAAAAAAGGCUGAAACAGUAGACACCUUCUUGCAGGCACUGGGUCUUGAAAAGUAUUCAAUUACAUUUCAAGCAGAGGAAGUUGAUAUGACUGCCCUUCUACACAUGACUGAUGAAGAUCUAAAGGCCAUAGGAAUACCAAUGGGUCCACGAAAGAAGAUCCUUCUGGCAUUGGAAUCUAAAGCAUGAGCGGGCUCGUGUGCUUUGAACUGGUACGAGACUAUUUGUAACUUUUCGUGGGUUAAUUUUUGUUCUCGAUUGUAUUUUGAUGGAAGUGAUCGCGUAUGAGAAGAGGAUUCAUAGGAUUAGAACUGUGUAAUGAAUUUCCUGCCUUACUAUAUAAAGUUCUCUAAAUUCAUCCACGGCGC